Entrophospora candida is the source of this 127-nucleotide messenger RNA. Lineage: Eukaryota; Fungi; Glomeromycota; Glomeromycetes; Entrophosporales; Entrophosporaceae. The record is from the annotation of a GenBank genome assembly.
AAUUGUCAUAAAAAAUCGUUUUACUCCUGCUAGAGAGAUAACUAACAUAUUAAAUGAAAUCACAGACAAUCCUAUUUGUGAUCGAACAGUUCGUAGCUAUCUCCAUGGAGAAGGAUAUUAUAGUUGA